ACACGGAGGGCUCUGACAUGUACAGUCUGUCACCGCGGCACAAACAAUAACUGAAGCGCAGUCUCGCCGUGGACAUGGAGGACAAAGACGACACCGUCGCGCUCGUGGGUGGUACACAGUGCCAUCUAGUCCAGGUGUCGUCUUGGGGCAGUUCGGAGCAGAGGAAGCUGCGCUCCCGCGAUGCAGCCAGAUGUAGGCGGGGUCAGGAGACGGAGGUGUUUUACGAGCUCGCCCGCACCCUGCCGCUCCCGCGCCGGGUGUCCACCCAACUGGACAAGGCUGCCAUCAUGAGAGUCGUCCUCAGCUUCCUGCGCAUGCGCAGCCUCCUGCAAGAUGAGAAUCAGAAAGAGGGCCCUGAGGAGGAGGGGGACGACGCCGGCGCCGGCGGGAAGGUGGAGGAAGAAGAGGAGGAGGAUCCAAUGGACGCUUUCUAUCCCCAGACGUUGGCCGGUUUCAUCACGGUGUUGACGGAGGAAGGAGACAUGAUCUACCUGACGGAAAAUGUCAGCAGACACAUCGGCAUCACACAGCUGGAGCUGCUGGGUCAGAGUGUUUAUGACUUUGUUCAUCCCUGUGAUCAGGAGGAGCUCCGAGACCUUUUGACUCCACGUCCAGGUUUGAGUAUGAAAUCACAGAAAGAACAGCAGAUCGGAAGAAACUUCUUUCUCCGAAUGAAAAGCACGCUGACCAGCAGGGGGCGCACCGUCAACCUCAAGUCUGCCACCUGGAAGGUUCUCCACUGUACAGGUCAUAUGCGGCGCUUUGGCGGCAGCUCAACGUCGCCCUCUGCAGCCACAGUGAUGACCCUGCUGUGUGAGCCCAUCCCCCAUCCGUCCAGCGUGGAGUUCCCUCUGGACACCUGCACCUUCCUCACCCGCCACAGCAUGGACCUGCGCUUCACACACUGCGAGGGCAGUGUUACAGAAUUGCUGGGAUACAAACCUGACGAUCUGAUUGGUCGCUCAGCCUACGAGUUCCAUCACGUGCUCGACUCUGAUCACGUCAACAAAAGCCUGCUCACAUUGCUGGCCAAGGGUCAGGUGAGCACCAGCCACUACCGUUUCCUGGCAAACAGCGGUGGCUUCGUCUGGGCAGAGACCCAGGCGACCGUCCUCUACAGCAGCAAGACCUCGCAGCCCGAGGCCGUUGUCUGCCUCAACUUCAUACUCAGUGCCGUGGAGCAGCCAGACGUCGUUUUCUCUGUUGAGCAGAUCCGUUGUGGCUGCCUCCCUAAAGCUGAGCCCCACUUACCAGCGCCUGACUGUGAGACACCAGACAGCUGUGACUCUGACGGUGACAAUCUGGCCGAUUCCAGUCGGACGGAGGAUGCAUGUUCGAAACCCAGCAGAGCUGCGGAGCUCCUCUUCAACCCGGAGGAGCCGGAGGAGCUUUUCCAGUUGGCUUCUGCGGCCGGGGACGCCAUCAUUCCACUGACAGGAGGUUUUGUCGAGCUGUCGUUCGUAAGCCCACCCAGUCCAAACUCUGUGCCGGACCACCCUCAGGACCUGUGCACUCCGCAGCUACGACAGCUCCUCACAUCCAUCUUCAGCCCUGUCAUGCCACCAGCUUCAUCAUCAUCACCAGCCUCCUCACUUGAUUCUGAUUCGAGCCCCUGUGAGGAGGAGGUGAUGGACACGAGUGAGGUGGAGAAGAUCUUUGCCAUUAGGUCAGAAGAUCGUCAAAAGGAAAGAAAGAAACUGGAGCACACGGAGGGGAUGGAUCUGGACAUGUUGGCUCCUUACAUCUCUAUGGACGACGACUUCCAGCUGACCGUCCUCAGCGGUUUGCCCGAGGAUGCCGACGAACGUUUGUCCGAUCCUUCAGCUGCGACUCCUGCAGUCACACUCAGGAGGAAACGGGCCCAUAACCCGGAUGAGAUGCCGUCUCAGAUGAUGAGUCAGGACAAGAGACAGAAACAAGCUCCUUCGUCAACAGAUGAGGAACUUCUUCUCAGCCACGGAUUGCUGGACUGUCUGGAGGAAACCGACCAGUUACAUCUGAUCCUUGACCCGGGCCCAGGGUGUCGGAGCCGGCUACUCACAAACAGAGACCCCAUUUUAGGAGGCAUGCAGGGACUUUGUGAGACUGCAGCUCUGAUGAGGGACAUAUUCAUACCUUGCCCACCUCACCUGUCACCGCCUCUCUCGCCCAUGACCUGACAGAGCUCCUGUCAGUCCAGAGUUGGUUCGACUUAUGCGCACAAAACAAGGAAGUCGACGCCGGAUCCGUCUGCAAACGCAGCAGCCUGAGCGUGUACAUACUGCACACACACAACAUGUAUUCACAAGAAUAUAGACUCGCACACACGCUGCAUUACCCUGCUGUAAGGUUAACCAGACCUCUUAUUGCUUGUAGCUGAACUAGUCUCUCUCUCUGUGAAACAAGAGCCAAUGACGUGUUGUAGAUCAGGCAGGAAAGACUACGACUGGUGAUGUUGCUUUCCACUUUUUGGGGGGUCUGAUACUACAAAGUCUUGAAGUUUUCCUUCUACUUUUACAUUGUAUCAAUUGUUUAAUGUGAGAAAUCAUCAGUACUCGCUCUGUUUUAUGGAAACAGCAGGUGGUGCUAAAUAUUUUUUCUUUCUGAAGAUGUGAAAGAUUAAAAAUCGUGCAAGGGGUCAAACAGCGAGACAGAUUUAUUUUUUCUCUCUCUCCGUGCAGUUGAAUUUAAUGCAACUUUCAAGUUUUAAUUCAUCUGUUUGCCUGUUGUCACAAGUGAGCGAGUUGAAUUUGUUUUCUCUUUCAGCUGGGUUCAAAAAAAUCACUCUCACCGCCGUAUUCUUCAUAACAAUCACACCAAUAAACAAUCACGCGAAUAGCAGUGGCAUAUUUUUACGUCUUUUUAUACGCUUGUGCUCGAGUUUUUGUAGUUUUUCUUUUUUUUAAUGAUGCAUUUACUUGGGAAUUCUCCAGUGGGAAUUUUAUGACCGUCAGCUAUUCAUGAGUCAACAAGCAAAUGUGCAAGUUAGUCAUGAUGUUUGUCCUCCUGAGCUGUCGGGGGGUUUUAUCUCGUCCAGCACUCCCUGUGAUCUAAUGUGAGGUCAUUGGUCACAGAGGAAGUUUGGUAACUCGACUUUCAAACCCAUCGCUUGUGACUGGGAAAUGUUUGUAUGUCCACAGUUAAAAACCCAAUGGCACCAAAGUGGACUGAAACAAAACGUGCACCAUGUUGAUCCAUGCUUGUAUUCUCAUUGGAAAUGAGCUUAAACACUAGUAUUCAUGUUUUUAUCAUCCAUAAGUUUGAACUGUAUUACUUGUUACAAAAUGUGCCUCGACAUAUCUCAGUUGAAAGUAGACUAUAGUGCUUUUUCAGAUGCAGAACACACAGGACUGUGACUGUUUAUCCUGUGUGGUGCGUUCUCGAGUUAAAUAAAGCCGUUGAAGAAACA
Molecule: messenger RNA, 3388 nt
Organism: Scophthalmus maximus (turbot)
Lineage: Eukaryota; Metazoa; Chordata; Actinopteri; Pleuronectiformes; Scophthalmidae
Gene: hif1al
Product: hypoxia inducible factor 1 subunit alpha, like
Exons: 16
Coding region: 75-2159 (694 amino acids)
Biological process (GO): cellular response to hypoxia; regulation of transcription by RNA polymerase II
Molecular function (GO): RNA polymerase II transcription regulatory region sequence-specific DNA binding; protein dimerization activity; DNA-binding transcription factor activity, RNA polymerase II-specific
Source: RefSeq, a predicted model, not a curated record